UAGGAGACAUGGGGGACAGGAUAAUAGAAACAAUCAACCUCAAUUCAUCAGAGGGUGACAACUGGGCUCUGGAUGUAGACUUUUAUGAUCAGGACAUCUAUGAUAUCCCAGAUCCUGGGGUGCUCAUAGAAAAGAAUGAAUUGGGUCUGUUGGGGGGACCACAGGUCCCACAGCUCUUUACCAAUAGUCAGAGAUGGCGGAGUAUGUCGCUGCAUUCCCGCGCCAGACUGCUGUGGCUACACCUACGUGCAUACCUCCACGACAUUGUGGAAAAGGAGAAGAGAGCAGAGCUGCGGGUUGCUCGCAUGACACAUGGGCUGGAGCCACUGCGUCACCUCGAGGUGGAAGCUGGACUGUGCUCAGUAGCGCAGGAUCCAGUGGGUAAACGCUUCAUGGUAUUAGAUGGUGAAGGUUACCUGCAUCAGCAUACCAAGGAAGGCUGGGAGCAGGCAAAGCUGAAGCCUCCUGUCGUACUUAAUGGGCUAGUGACUGUGCCUGGCCCUCUGGGGGAAAUAGGCCGCUUUGUCGGCUGGGGCCCAGCUGGACUAAGUAUAUUAAAGCAAGACUUCCAACUGCUCUGGCUGAGCAAGCCACGGGCGAACAAGUCACUGGACCAGGAGCCUUUCCGCUGCUUACCAGUGCCCAGCAUGGGUCUAUUGAUUGUGGCCCAGAUGGGUGGCAGCCUGGAGCUCUGGAAGUUCCGUUCAGGUGGUCGCCGUCUGGUGCCCUGUGGCUCACCUCUGAAGCCACCACCGGGCUUGUCUGGCUCCUUCAAGUGUCUGGCCCUAGGGCUAGAACCUGACCACUGCAGUUGGCAUUGCUUUGCGGCCUACGGCUCGGCGGUGCUCACUUUUGAUCUGGACGACUGGGCUCUCAUCAGUGUUAGCCAGGAUCUGCAUAAAACCAUCAUCUCAGAUCUGGAUUACUGCGAGGAGAUAGACGCCAUGGUGACAGCUUCCCGGGAUAGUACUGUGAAAGUGUGGGAGGCCGACUGGCAGAUCCGGAUGGUGUUUGUAGGACACACAGGCCCAGUGACAGCUAUGACAGUGCUCCCAAACAGCGCGCUGGCAGUGUCUGCUUCACAGGACGGGACAAUUCGCACAUGGGACCUGCGGGCCGCAGCUCAGGUGGGAGAGGUAACUCUGGGUUGCUGGACUGAAGACGUAAUCUCUGAGAAGGUGAGCCAUUUGCUGGCUCCUGCAAGUCCUGGCUGGCCGGUGCUCUCUCUCUGCUCAAAAAGCAUAGAGCUGUGGCGCGUGCGUACCCUCUAUUCACCGUUAGCACAGCUCUCCGCUCCAGUGCUCCAUGUACAGGUGGCGCCAGUGCUGCCAGCGCCAACUGAUCCGGCUCUGCCCCCUCGCCUUAUAUGCGCCUGCGCAGAUGGGUCGGUCUACCUGGUGUCAGCUACUACAGGACGAACUGUGAGUUCACUGCUGCUGGAGCCCGAGGACUGUGCAGCUGGGGUGGUUUAUUGUUUGUCUCGAGAAGCGUUGUGGGUGCUAACACGCUCAGGGCACCUAGUGCGCGCCAAUGCCGCACGCUGCCCGAUGGUGGUGGUACACCGCCUGCGUCCACCUCCACCCCCAGCGCCACAGCCCUGCUGCCUGCACCUCUACAGCCAUCUUACAGAUCCGCGUACUGCAUUCGCUUGCUGGGAGAUUGUGCGCCAGAAUCAGGGUGACAUGCUCCGCAGUGCCAUUGCCUGGGCCUGGAAAAAUAAGAACAGGUUUCUUCCAGUGGUGGGGCACUCAGAUGGCACACUGUCUGUGUUGGAUUGGCGCACAUCAGUGACAAUCUUUCAUACAGAAGCACACGGCCCAGGACCAGUGACUGCUAUGGGGUCCACGUGGAGCAGUAUAGUGACUUCCGGUGGAGAUCUGACGGUUAAGAUGUGGCGUGUGUUCCCGUACGCUGAGGAAUGCCUGAGCCUGCUCCGGACCUUUUCCUGUUGCCACCCGGUGGUGAUGCUCUGUGUCCUGGGGAAGCGCAUCACUGUCGGCUUUGAGGAUCCAGAGAGUGCCACCUACGGCCUGGUGCAGUUUGGCCUGGGUGACAAAAUGCGUUAUGACCACCGGCCACAGGAUGACCCGAUGGACCACAUCACUGGCCUGUGCUGCUGCCCCACCCUUAAGAUAUAUGCCUGCUCCAGCCUGGAUUGCACCAUCCGAAUUUGGACCAGGGAGAACCACCUGCUGCGGCUCCUGCAGCUCGACGGCCCUCCUCAGGCCCUGGCCUUCUCCAGCAACAAUGGAGACCUGGUCUUCUCACUGGGCUCCCGCCUCCACAUGGUGUCCUAUAAGACCUACUUACCUACAUCCUAUCUAGUUAAGAAACUGUGUCUGAAGACCCCGGAUGUGAUAAAUGACCCUCCUCUGCCACUCGCCAGCAAGAAGCCACUGACCCCCAGCCAGCUGCAGAGGCUUGCCAAUCUCCACGGGGCAGCCAGCCUCAGCAUGCCCUUGCCCUUCGGCUAUUACCAGACGUCAGAGCCUCGGCAGUCAGUGUUGAAAGAGGACUUGGAGGAGAUCAUAGCCCGGGAUCAAGACCUUCAAGAACUGAGGCAAGGACUGGUGGUCCCAGCAACUCGGCCCCCACUCUCCUUCAAGCUGCGCCAGGAAGCCUUUGACAAUUACUUACAUCUGAUCUAUGGGUCUGACCUGAUGGACAUAAAGUCUGAAAGGGAGUCCCUGCAGUGGGGCACUUCAGGCCCCACCACAGAGAAGGAGUCACCAGACACAGAGGUCCAGCCUGGAACUACCAUCAUUGUUGGCCAGGCUCCAUUUAGCAAUGAUAUGUGCCCACUGGCAGCCCUCCAAGCCCCAGGAGCCCCAGGAAGGCGCUUUGCCCGCACUCCUCGAGUCCCCUUGCCCAUUCCACCCACCUUCCGGAGGGUGCAUAGCCGAGCAUCCCAGCUUCUAGCACGUUCCUCUCUGAGCUAUGAGCUGGGCCUCGGCUUAGAUCUCCAGGUGCAGUGGGAUCAGUUUGGAGUUAAGAUCGUGGACCUAGACUCAUCAACGGACUACACGCAGAAUAGGGUUCCACUGUUGCUGCAAAGAAGGCCCUCGGAGCCUCUCUCAAAGCUCAUGGGCUUCUUUCCUGCCACCAUAAAGCCCCACAGGGUACAAUCUCGGCCCAUCAAGUUUCCUGGCUGUGUGCCCAACUCCGUGGUACUGCGGCAAAUGUGGUUACAAGCGGAAGUCUGCUGUCUCGGUUCCCUAGCAGAGCUUUCUAGCCACAGCAGAGUCAAGUCAUCUGGAAGCGAAGAUGACCUGUGGUCAAAACGCCGAAAGUAUUCUAGCAAGUGGCGAAGUAAACUGUUCAGUUUGCUCCGGCUGUCAAGGAAGAAAGGGGGAGAUGAUGAGGAAGAGGAGGAAAGUGAGGAAGAGCAGCUGGAGAUAGAAUGGGCCUCCUCUUCCCGAACUUCUGUGGAGCCAGACCACUGGGAACCAGACACAGAAAGCGCCACAGAUUUGAUCUCAAAACUUUGCAAUGAAGCCGCUAAGACUAAGGGCUCCCCUCGUCCCAGACAACUUGGACGCUCGCUCUUGGAAGAACGCUAUGGCCAUUUGCCUAGAUUCCUGCAUUAUUUUGUGGUCCAGAACUGGUUCAAAAAACUGUUCCCUAUCUUUACUCUGGAGGCCUAUCCAGAGAUGGGCACAAUAGAGGGCUUGGCCUCGAUGUUUUUGGACUUCCUGUUACAAGCUUCCUGGGCAGACCGAGUGAACAUUCUAAAUGCCCUGCUGAGAUUGCUGCCUGACGUAACGGGUAACCUCCGAAGCCGGCUGCAGGCCAAGCUCCUAUAUUUGCUCAACCAAGAUGAUCCGCCCAAGCUCCAGGACAAGACCCAGAAGGAGUUUGUGAUGCUGGCGCUGCAGCUGCUCCUGGCCUGUAGCCUGGAUGUCCUUGAUGUGGUGCUGGAGAUCAUCUCCUACUACCUGUACUCCCCUGUCAGCUGCCGACAAGAGCUCAAGAAGUUGCUGGAGGGGAUGGGUCUCCAUGACCCAGAUGGCAUACUGUUCAAGGAAAUUAUGACCUGGGUUGAGGACUUGAAACUUGAAUCCAAGGCCACGAUACGCACCCAGUGUCAACAGAAGCUUGAAGAUAUUUUUCUCCAGGGAAGCACCUUGGAGCCGUCCGCAGUCAGUGUUUUUGUGGAGCCUUCCAGGCAGGCCUCACAAACCUCCCUCAUUUCUGGGGGAACUUUGCCUGCCACGAGUACCUCCUGGACCUUCUCACGAGCAUCAGAAAUGUCCAUGCAUUUUCAUGAGUCACUGAUUUCACCGGUGCCUUCACCUGUGGAGCCUUUGGAGUCCAUGGAUCAGGUGGAGUCCAUGGUAUCCAUCCCAGAACUCCAUGCAGCAAGCACACAUGCACAUUUGCGUAUCCAGAAAACCAAAAAGGCACUUGCCGAUAUGCUGCAGACCUUCUGUCUGGAGGACUCCGAGUACGCGACUCUGGCUGAUGUACGAAGAAGAGAGUCACCGCUGGCGCAGACAGUAUGGGCACGCUCUCAGAUAGUAGACCUGUUUCAUAUGGACAUGCUUAAUCUCUUCUGUGAGAAGCUGCGGGUUCAGCAACAGAGAUCAGUGGUGGAGCAGCUGGAGGAGGAGAGGUUGGAAGAGGAAGAGAACGAGGAGGAGGAGGAGGAAGAGGAUAAGGAGCACUUACCUGCCUUACUCAGAGGCCAGCUAAGGCCCAACGUAGUGUUGCGGCCGCAUCGGGACCGCUGGCUCUAUCCAAUCCUCCGUCUGCAAGAGGCCAAGGCACAAGACUUUGGUGUGUUUCUCAGGAGUCACAAGAUGCGGAGCAAGGAGCUGACUCGUGAUGGUUCUCUCCGAGUGCUGAAGCUGCCGUUGCCACGAGUGGACUUGCAACCCUUUCCCCCAGGCUGGCCUGCACCCCCUCGGGCACUGCCCCCUCUCCUCCUUCAGCCUUCACUUCAACGAUACUUUCUGUUCAAAGAUACAGACCCUAAUGCCUACAUAUAGCCAAGGUUCCAUGGCCAAGACCUAGUCUACCACCUUGGCAAAUCACAAUACCAUGCUUUGCCUAAAUUAAGAAAUAUAUAGGGGGGAGGAAUAAAAUAUGGAGUGUAAAAAUAUAAAUACAAAUAAAUAAAAAAGAAAUAUAUAAACACACACACACAUAUUUACUAAUUGUCUUAGUCAGGGUUUCUAUUCCUGCACAAACAUCAUGACCAAGAAGCAAGUUGGGGAAGAAAGGGUUUAUUCAGCUUACACUUCCACACUGCUGUUCAUCACCAAAGGAAGUCAGGACUGGAACUCAAGUAGGUCAGGAAGCAGGAGCUGAUGCAGAGGCCAUGGAGGGAUGGUUCUUACUGGCUUGCUUCCCCUGGCUUGCUCAGCUUGCUCUCUUAUAGAACCCAAGAACACCAGCCCAGGGAUGGCACCACCCACAAUGGGCCCUCCCACCUUGAUCACUAAUUGAGAAAAUACCUUACAGCUGAUCUCAUGGAGGCACUUCCCCAACUGAAGCUCCUUUCUCUGUGGUAACUCCAGCCUGUGUCAAGUUGACACACAAAACCAGCCAGUACACUUAUAUAUAUAUACUGUUCAUUUGUGUGCAAGUACGUGUGUGAGCAUGCUUGUGGAGGCCAAAAAUUGAUGUCAAGUGUACAUUGUUCUACCUAU
This is a messenger RNA of Apodemus sylvaticus (European woodmouse), 5651 nucleotides long. RefSeq names its product WD repeat domain 97 (gene Wdr97). The record is from RefSeq and is a predicted model, not a curated record. Lineage: Eukaryota; Metazoa; Chordata; Mammalia; Rodentia; Muridae. The transcript is spliced from 24 exons. Gene Ontology annotation, molecular function: protein binding. Bases 9 to 4988 code for a protein of 1659 amino acids.